CAAUAAACAACAAAUAACUUGUAGUUGACAUUUUCUUUUCGUAUGAUAGUUAAUGUUAGAGAAUUGGUGGCUUUAUUUUUUCUCCUUAUGGUAUUUCUCAACUUCAUGUGAGUGAGAAUCCUGUCGAGAGGGUGCUUCAUCAGUGCAUUUACCCCUUAGUGCUACCUUGGGGGUGGGGGGAAUAACUUCAUGAGUGUUUUCAAUUUGUCCUCAUCCUUCCUAGCAUACAGCGGAGAGGGCCUUGACUUAAAGGUGGUGACCUGACUCUUAAGUUGCUCUACCUUUUUGAGGCACUAAUUUUUUCAAUUAUUUGGUUUUGUAUUUGACUGUUUCUCUUAGGAGAACAUUUUGUUUCCUGCUCAGUUUGUAACUGGCUAGAAUGUUCCAAAGUCAGCAGUCUAGAGUCCUGGGUGAGGAGUUUGGGUCGUGCUUUAAGUCACUACCACUGCUCUUAGGGACAAAAAACCUUUAGAACUUGGAGUCCUGCCUGUCCCAUGCUGGAGAGCACAAGAACCUUGAUGAGAAUCCUACCAGAAUGCAAUUCUGCUUCUUGGAAAUUAAGAUGCAAUGGAUCAACUUGAGCAGAGGGUAAAUGAAUUUUUUAUGAACGCAAAGAAAAACAAGCCUGAAUGGCGAGAAGAACAAAUGACAUCAAUCAAAAAAGAUUAUUAUAAGGCUUUGGAAGAUGCUGAUGAAAAAGUGCAACUGGCUAAUCAAAUAUAUGAUUUGGUAGACCGUCAUUUGAGAAAAUUGGACCAGGAGCUCGCUAAAUUUAAAAUGGAGCUUGAGGCAGAUAAUGCUGGAAUUACAGAAAUAUUAGAGAGACGGUCUUUGGAGCUGGAUACACCAUCACAGCCUGUGAAUAACCAUCAUGCCCAUUCUCACACUCCAGUAGAGAAAAGGAAACACAAUCCAUCUUCUCACCACAGUACAACAGAUCAUGUUCCUGAAAAGAAGUUUAAAUCUGAAGCUCUUCUAUCUACCCUGACUUCAGAUGCUUCUAAAGAAAAUACGCCAGGGUGUCGAAACAGUAAUUCAUCAUCCUCUUCAAACAAUGCAUACAAUACAAACUCUUCUCAACCAUUGGCAUCAUAUAACCUGGGCUCAUUAUCUUCAGGAUCCGGGGCCGGUGCAAUUACCAUGGCAGCAGCUCAAGCAGUGCAAGCCACGGCACAGAUGAAGGAAGGAAGACGAACAUCCAGUCUAAAAGCCAGCUACGAAGCAUUUAAGAACAAUGAUUUUCAGCUUGGAAGAGAAUUUUCGUUAUCCAGAGAUUCAUCUGGGUAUUCAUCAUCAGCUCUGGCAUCUACAUUAACACAGACGUUAAGUUCAUCAACCACAGAUUCACGAAGUGGCAGAAAAAGCAAAAACAACAACAAAUCUUCAAGUCAGCAGUCCUCAUCAUCUUCCUCUUCUUCCUCGCUAUCAUCAUGUUCUUCUUCAUCUGCACUGGCACAAGAACUGUCUCAGCAAACAACAGUAAUACCAGAGUCUGAUUCUAAUAGUCAGGUUGACUGGACCUAUGAUCCAAAUGAGCCACGUUACUGCAUCUGUAAUCAGGUGUCCUAUGGUGAAAUGGUAGGCUGUGAUAACCAGGAUUGCCCUAUUGAGUGGUUCCACUAUGGGUGUGUUGGACUGACAGAAGCACCGAAAGGGAAAUGGUACUGUCCACAGUGUACAGCUGCAAUGAAGAGAAGAGGCAGUAGGCAUAAAUAAAUUUCUUCAUCUGGAAAACAAAUUACAUACUAAAGGUUUUAUAGAGGACUUGGGAGGGGAAGGAACCCCCACCACACUUCCUUGCAACCACUUAAGGGUUAACAUAGCAGUCAUAAGAUCUUGAACUAUUGAUUUUGCUAGUUGUGCUUUAAUAUUGUAAGUAAAUUAUUUAUGCACAUUGAUGUGCUACAGAUACUAUUCCAGUGAGCCUUGGAUUGUUCCAGUGGCCAGCAUAUGCAGACAUUUGUACUAUCAAACCAUUUUCUCUAAGCAGUGGGCAUUCUACAAUUAUUCAAUCUUCCAAAAAUUCCGGUAAGUCAAGAUUUUAAAUGUUUUAUAUACAACAGAUAUAUUCUGCUGCAUGUACUGUACUCAAGAGCUGUUAUGUUACACUAUGUAUAUAAAUGGUGCAAAAAGUCAGUGCUUCUGGAAAAAAAGAGACAAUGGUUUUUAAAAUGCCUUUAUAGGUUUGGUUCUUUAUGAAACAUAAUUCAGCAGGCUGAAGAAAAUGGUUCUUGUAUACAGCGGGCUGUUGUCCUCUAGGGUACUUGAGUAUGUAAAAACAAAAAAAUGCUGUAGAAUAAAACAAACUUGUGCCAUUAGUCUUUAUAUGUUUCUGCUCCAGAGAAGGAGCAGGCCAUAAGAGGAAAAAAAGGUGUUAAAGUGAUGAUAAAUUUUUAUACCAAAUGUGUUUAUUUUUUUGUGCAAGUAAUCCUUUAAAUUUGAAUUGUAUUAGGUGUUAAAAUAAAACGACCUCAACUCCUCAAAUUAAUGUUUCCUGUACAUUUGUCAAAAAUAUGGGAUUAUCCCUGGAAUGGUUUCAGAAGACUAUAGCUAUGUUUGCAUCAGAAAGUCCUAUGCAGGACCUAUGUGAAGGAUCAUUGUACGGGAGGACAGUUCUCUCAUGGUUGGAUAAUUAAUACAUGUAUAGGCAAAUUUGCCUUGAUGUCGAUCAGUGGUACCUGCUUAAAUGGGCACAAAAGUUCUGUUUUCCAUGUGGUUAAAAAGUCCCCCAAAAACCUACUGUGUCAGGAGAUGGCCACAGGUAGGAUUGCCUUUGUAUUUCUAUGGCAGAGGUGGAAAUAAGAAGGGGAGAAGAUAAACCAUGGUAAGGGUGUUUUGCAGCUGCCGUAUUUCUUCCUGGACCGUGGUGUUUAUGUAGAAACCAGCACAUGGUUCAGGAAAGCAGAAUGAGGCUUCAUCCUGCUUGUAGGCUCCCUAGGGUAACAGGGAGGAUCGUAUUAGGAAGCCUCAGUGCAGGCCUAUAAAUGGUUGGAUCUGCGAGUUGUACGCAUUGGAGUACAGGACCAGAAAACUGAUCUUUAAAUUAGACCCUUGACUCUGAAUCUAAUGGAAAGAUUUUCUAUGGUUUUUCACCACUUGGUUAUUUUGGACAUAGUUUGUAGAUCUCCUUUCACUGACAAUUUCCUCUUGUUGUUUUUGUAUGGCUCUUUCAUGCAUCAGCACUGAAACGAGAUUAUUAAUCCUUUUUUCUCCUUCCUCCUUCCUUCUCUUACUAAAAAACCCACUUUCCAUUGGAAUAAAGAUUUUACUUUAGCACUGGGUUGCUCUUUGGGCUGUCAGGCUGAAGGACCAUGGCCUUCAUGUAGUAGCUUUCUAAGCCCAGAGGGAGGAGAAGAGGGAGAGAAGCAGUGUUUCAGUGUAUGACUGUGCAAAUAGUGUCCAGGAAAUAAAAAGAGUUAGGCUCAUUAGUAGUAGGAAUAUGUGCAGAAAAUGCAGGUUUUGCCCAAACCAAGAUGAAACCAGGCUUAUGUUGCAGCAUUUAUUUAAAAAUG
This is a messenger RNA of Strigops habroptila (Kakapo), 3512 nucleotides long. It is a transcript of the gene ING3, whose product is annotated as inhibitor of growth family member 3. The record is from RefSeq and is a predicted model, not a curated record. Gene Ontology annotation, biological process: regulation of DNA-templated transcription. Bases 568 to 1716 code for a protein of 382 amino acids. Gene Ontology annotation, cellular component: NuA4 histone acetyltransferase complex. The transcript is spliced from 11 exons. Lineage: Eukaryota; Metazoa; Chordata; Aves; Psittaciformes; Psittacidae.